Messenger RNA from Carassius carassius (crucian carp), 730 nucleotides. It is a transcript of the gene commd2, whose product is annotated as COMM domain containing 2. NCBI's taxonomy places the organism in Eukaryota, Metazoa, Chordata, Actinopteri, Cypriniformes, Cyprinidae. The record is from RefSeq and is a predicted model, not a curated record. The transcript is spliced from 5 exons. Bases 129 to 728 code for a protein of 199 amino acids.
GCUGCAGCUCUGGUUUAACUCGGACUGUAUUGCGCUGCGCACACAGCUGAUCACGUGACUGCUCCAACAAUUUACAAACACAACCCGAUGAUUCAUUUUGACGGAUAAUAUAUUAAAAGCGUCAGAAAAUGCUGUUAGUUUUAUCUGAAGAGCACAAGGAGCAUUUAGGAUUCUUGUCAGAAGUGGAUGCCUCGGUUGUUGGUGAAUUCGGCAGAAUCGCUGUGGAGUUUCUGAAAAAAGGCUCGAAUCCUAAAAUAUUCGAGGGAGCUGCACGGAAGCUGAAUGUGUCGUCAGAGAGCGUGCAGCACGGCGUGGAGGGCUUGAUGUAUCUCCUCACUGAGAGCUCCAAGCUAAUGAUCUCGGAGGUGGAUUUCCAGGACUCUGUGCUGGUGCUGGGAUUCUCAGAGGAGCUCAAUGAACUUCUGCUCCAGCUGUAUUUAGAGAACAGGAAGGAGAUCCGACAGAUUCUCGGCAAACUCGCCCCCAGCCUCCCUCAUUACCACAACCUGGAGUGGAGGCUGGAUGUUCAGUUGGCGAGCCGGGCGCUCCGACAGCAGGUGAAGCCCACGGUGACGCUGAAGCUCCACCUGGAGGACGGUGCGAAGCGCAGAGCCCACGUCCUGCAGACGGACCCCGCCACACUGCAGCAUCUCAUCCACGAGCUGGAGCGAGCGCUCGGAGAGCUCAAGAGCAACCACUGUCGCCGCAUCCUCCGCAACAUCAAAUAGAG